Messenger RNA from Cataglyphis hispanica, 1641 nucleotides. It is a transcript of the gene Gas8, whose product is annotated as dynein regulatory complex subunit 4. The record is from RefSeq and is a predicted model, not a curated record. The transcript has 8 exons. Gene Ontology annotation, molecular function: microtubule binding; small GTPase binding. Gene Ontology annotation, cellular component: motile cilium; Golgi apparatus; microtubule. NCBI's taxonomy places the organism in Eukaryota, Metazoa, Arthropoda, Insecta, Hymenoptera, Formicidae. Gene Ontology annotation, biological process: cell motility. Bases 122 to 1543 code for a protein of 473 amino acids.
GCGAAACUAUAGACUUGACAGUAUUAUUAUUAUUAUUAUUAUUGUCCGUAUUACAUUUUGCUAUAAUCUUUGAAGAGAUAUCAUAUAGAAUCUUUCUACGUGCUUUUUAUAUAUCGAUAAAAUGGGUCCCAAAAAGGCAAAAGGAAAAACGGAUCAGAUUGGUGGAGUGGAUACAACAAAAAUGAAUAGGGAGCAAUUGGAAAUAUAUGCUCAUAAGAUAUUAGAAGAAAUGGAACGUGAACGGGAGGAAAGAAAUUUCUUUCAAUUAGAGAGAGAUAAAUUGCGAACUUUUUGGGAAAUUACGAGACAUCAGCUGGAUGAAGCGCGCGCUACAAUCAGAAAUAAAGAACGCGAGAAAGAGGAAUUGGCAGAGAAACACGAUGCCGAACUUAAGUUAUACAAGCAGAAAGUAAAACACUUAAUGUAUGAGCAUCAGAGUAAUUUGUCUGAGAAUAAAGCCGAACAUCUGGUUGCUCUCAAAUUAGCGCAAGACGAUUACGUUGCGCAAGAGAACGAGCUUAUUAAAGACAAAACACAACUCAAGAAAACGCAGAAAGAACAGGAAUUGGCGUACAUGAAUGAGAUACGCGCGUUGAAGAUGAACCAUUCGGAGGAAAUGAAUAAUUUAAUGAAAAAAUUCGAAUCUGAAGCGAUAGAAUUGGAGCAAAAAUACGAACAGAAAUUAACCAGUCAAUAUGAGUCUUUAACGUUGAAGCAUCGAAUGGAAGUUACAGAAAUGGAGGAGAGAAAGAACGCGCAAAUUGCAAAUUUGAUAAAAAAUCACGAGAAUGCGUUUGCCGAGAUAAAAAAUUAUUACAAUGAUGUCACUCUCAAUAAUUUAUCGUUAAUUAAAAGCAUGAAGGAACAAAUGGAAGCGAUGAGAAAUAAUGAAGAACGUAUGAAAAAGCAAGUGCGAGAAUUGACAAUAGAGAAUAAAAAAUAUUCAGCUGAUUUAAAAUCUUUGCAAGAAACAUCUUCCGGGCUUAACCGUCAGCUUACAAAUUAUGAGAAAGAUAAACAAGCUUUAGCUAAUUCGAAACGGAGAUUGUCUACAGUGGCGAAGGAUCUGGAAAAUUUAAAAUGGGAAAAUGAAGUGCUCGAACUGCGUUUUGAAAAAUGUCAAUCCGAGAGAGAUGAGUUACAUUCUAGAUUUGUGUCGGCUAUUUUCGAAUUGCAACAGAAAACAGGUUUGAAGAAUGUCCUCUUGGAGAAAAAAUUAGAAAAGUUAUCGGAGUUAUUGGAGCAACGAGAAGCGCAGAUCAGCGAAGUAUUGACCGCAGCUCAAUUAGAUCCUGCGGCGGUAAUCAAUGCGAAUAAAAAAUUAGAGGAUAUGCUUAAUAGAAAAAAUGCUGCAAUACAAGAUCUGCAAUAUGAAUUAGCGAAAGUUUGCAAAGCACACGAUGACUUAUUAACGACUUAUGAGAGGAAAUUGCAAGAAUAUGGAAUUCCCAAAGCAGAACUUGGAUUUCAGCCUUUGAGAAUGAGGAUAGCCGGUGCGAAAUUGGGUUUAAGUUCAACGAGUUUUGUUACUGUAAAUCAGUAACAUACAUUUUAUAAUUAUUUAUAUCAAUUUUUGCAAAUUUAUAUUGUGCCGUGUCUGAGAAAAUUGCGCCGUAUUUUAUUACCGUUUUUACAUACUAU